Adineta steineri is the source of this 1071-nucleotide messenger RNA. The record is from the annotation of a GenBank genome assembly. NCBI's taxonomy places the organism in Eukaryota, Metazoa, Rotifera, Eurotatoria, Adinetida, Adinetidae.
AUGAUUAGAAACUCUAGAGUGAGAAGAAUUUUCAAUUCUCGUGAUGAGAAUAUUACCGAUUUAACUUCAUCUCUUUAUGAACUUGAACCCUUUGAUUCUAUUGUACAUGCAUUAAGAUGGAAACAGAUCAAAGCACGUAUACCUUUGUGUAUGAAAAAGACAUUACGUAAUCGAUUUAUGUUGCCGAACAUUAUCUAUGUAGGUUAUACAAUUACUCUUUUAUCCAUUGAUUUUAAUGCAAAUCUAAACGCAUUAUUGAGCAAUAAUACAUUAGUUAAGAAUGUUAAAACUACUUCGAAUAUCAGCACAAUAUUAAGAACAUCAAUUCUUGAUCAGCCAAUACAAAACAAUCCAUAUAUGAAUCGACUUUAUAUCGGUUUGGCUAUUGUUAGUUUAAUUAUGGGCUUUCUCUAUUGUUGGGCUUGGCGUGAUCGAUCAGUAUUUGAUAUUAUAAUGAUACCUGAAUAUUUGAGUCUAAUUCAAUCAGGACUUUAUCUUUGGUCUGCUUCUUGGUAUUCAAAACAAGAUACUCUUGGCGGUUAUUAUACUAUAGCAGUUCAUAAAAUCGAACUUACUGCAUCUGUAGUUGGAUUGUUUGCUGCAAUAGGAUGGGUUCUAUCAUGGUUCAUGACUUAUACACGCAUAUUUGGGCGAGGUUAUACAUUGGAUGAUCCAGAUAUGAUUUCUAAUCUGGCAAUGGUAGCUAAUGCAAUUAUCUAUCUUGUAUAUAACAUACAACUCAUUGUUUCACCUGAAUACUAUGAAACCAAUAUGUUGUACAAAUAUGGAGAUAUAUGUGAUUUUGUCGAAGCAUGCUUUUGUGUAUUUGCUUGUUUACGUGAUGAUGAUUGGUUUUGGUUUUUUCCAUUAGCUGGACAAUAUGGUAUUGCAUUAGGACGAGUACAAGUAGAAGCAAAAACUCUACCACAAUUCGGUAAAAAUCCAAUACUUAUAACGAAUAUGUGUCGAAGAAGAACCAAAAUAAAACGAAGUGAGAGACACGACAAAAUAAAUAUGCGUAAUGAUGUCAUCACCGUGCCAAUAUUCGCACCAUCUCUAGAACAUCCCUAA